Fusarium graminearum PH-1 is the source of this 1311-nucleotide messenger RNA. RefSeq lists its product as uncharacterized. The coding region runs from base 1 to 1311 and encodes 436 amino acids. The record is from RefSeq and is a predicted model, not a curated record. The transcript is spliced from 2 exons. Lineage: Eukaryota; Fungi; Ascomycota; Sordariomycetes; Hypocreales; Nectriaceae.
AUGGGCAAGCCUCCUUCACCGUCACCUCCCUACCGGGAUGACCCAGACGCCUUGUCUCUGCACACAACGCUUGGCGAACCCUCCUACCUCGAUCCCGUCGAUGAAGAUAUCCCUGACACUGGAGACCCGCUUCUUCCCUCAUACGACGAUGCCAUCACUGAGGAUACUCACACCAACACCAAUACCAACACACCUCCUCACUUCAGCGACGCUGUACUCUUGAACUUCGAAGGUGAAUUUUUUACAGGCGUUACGAAGCCUGAGGGACACUACGCCUAUACCUCCAAGCGUAUCGGUAAAAAGCGCACCACCAUUGGCGAUGAAGUUGUCGAUCUUCAAGAUGCGCGUUCCGACGCCGAUCCAGACUUCCUGCAGGAGUGGGUAACCAUGAUGGCAAAGCAUCCGCCUACGCCGUACAUCCAUAUCACCGGGACUCAUCAAGAGACCAGACGUGAUAAGGAUGGAAAAAGCAAACGCGAUGAAGUGACCGACUUUAGAAUCAUGAUCAACAUGCAGAACUAUCUUUGGCCCAACUUUUCUCCUGGUAAUUACACCACUACCACGCUUGAGACUGCCGAGCCUGGGCAGAAAACGUACCGCGGAACUGCUCUUAAGAAGAGGCAGGAGGGGAGCAAAGGCGAUAUCGAGGUCGGCCAAGAUAAACCUAGCCUGAAGGAAUGGUGCCAUAGGUAUUGUGCCAAGGCUACCGGGACCAAAGUAUUCCGCCUCACUCGUACCGUUAGCGGCAUGGAUACGGAAGUGCUCCGAGAUUCCAUCUCCGCAUCCAUCAGAUCUACCAACUAUCGAGGCAACAUCACUGUCGAAUUUCCUGUAGCUAAUAGAGCAGUCGACAUCUACUCCACCAGCUUUCUCAACAACUGGCGUCUGACACGUUGGAUCUGCUGGAUAUUCUACCUGACCUUCCUAUGGAUCUUUUCAUGGCCUGUUCUAUUCUUCGCGACCAAGCGCUAUGAAGUCGUCCAAGUCGACUGGGCAUUUUCCAAAUCUCAGCCAGGUGGCCGGAAGAGGUACACAACUGUCAGCGAGGCACAAUGGAUGGACAUGUAUAGACCUGCGAUUAAACAGCUGUGUCUGGAUCGUUAUCAGGGACUUGCAGGAGAUGCUUUCCUGAAUGAGGUGUUGGCUCGGGAACCGGACCCGGUCAAUACUAACGAGGACGCUAGGGCUGCUAUGAGUGUUGCCUCUGCAGCUUUCCAGGGAGGUCGAUUCAAUGUUACUAAUGGUGCGAGGAGUUUGAUGCGUCUUGCUGGGGCUGCAACCGAUCAGGUUGGAUGGGGAUUCGACACUUGA